Archocentrus centrarchus (flier cichlid) is the source of this 4052-nucleotide messenger RNA. It is a transcript of the gene vcam1b, whose product is annotated as vascular cell adhesion molecule 1b. The record is from RefSeq and is a predicted model, not a curated record. The transcript has 10 exons. Gene Ontology annotation, biological process: cell adhesion. Gene Ontology annotation, molecular function: integrin binding. The coding region runs from base 66 to 2519 and encodes 817 amino acids. Gene Ontology annotation, cellular component: plasma membrane. Lineage: Eukaryota; Metazoa; Chordata; Actinopteri; Cichliformes; Cichlidae.
CAUCCCGAAACUCCGACAAAGGAGACGCUGCUGUGUGUCCAUCCAUCCGUGUGUGCGCGCAGAGGAUGGCCUUCCCGCGGGUCCGCAGCGUCUUUGUUCUGACCUCAGCUGUGUUCCUGAUGUCACCGAUUUUGGGUCUGCAGGUGGAUGUGACCCCUGAACGGGCUCUGUUCAGUCUGGGUGAGCGUCAGCAGCUGCUCUGCUUGUUUCAGGACUGUCCCAUCAUACCAAGUGUCUCCUGGUCCAUGCUGGGGGACCGGCCUCUCACCGACUCCAUCACCACCAACGAAACGUGCUCUGUGCUGACCUUUGAUCCUGUGAUGAUGGAGCACGAGGGGUCACUGCUGUGUACAGUCACCUGCAGAGGAGAACGGAAACAAGUCAGACGCUCGGUGCAGGUUUACUCCUUUCCAUCAGGCCCUGUGAUCACAGGUCAGGACCAUGUUAGACUGGGGGUAGAGUCCACCCUGACUUGCCAGGUAUCUGACAUAUAUCCUGCUGAGCAGCUGAGCCUCACCUGGCUUAGAGGAAACACCAUCCUGCAGAACACAGCAGGAGAUGCUGGAUCCAGGUCAGUCCGGUCUGAAUACAAGUUCACAGCUGAGAACAAGGACCCAGGAAAGAAUAUCAGCUGCAGGGCCACGCUGGAGCUGAAGGACCUGCCGGCUGACAAGAGGACCAGAGAAACCACCGUCCAAAUAAGUGUCCUCUAUGCUCCUGUUAUUGUGAAGAUGUCAGACUCUGUGAUGGUGAUGGCUGGCUCUCCGCUCACUCUCACCUGUUUGGCAGAUGGAAAUCCUAAGCCGACCAUCACCUGGAGCUUCACGACAACAAACGGCCAAUCUCUGCAAUGCGGUCAAGGUAGUCAGCUCAGCUUUACAGCAAUUAAACUGUCUGACACCAGACAGUACGAGUGUGACGCCCGCAACUCAGAAGGAAACUACACCAGCACUCUGGACGUCACAGUUCACGCUCCACCCACCAACACAUCCCUCUUAGUAAUUCCAGGUGAGGAGGUGGUGGAGGGUCAGCAGGUGACCUUUGGCUGCAGCUCAGUGGGUGCGCCACCCCCCACAUUGGUGCUGAGCAGAAAUGGGAUAGAACUUCAAAGAGUUAACUCAGCGUCCUUGUCCUCACUGAACUUCAGCCUCUCCUCUGCCCUGCUGGAACACUCCAACCUCUACCAGUGUGAAGCCUCUAACCAGUAUGGAUCCCAGAUUGUCUCUAGCUCUGUUACUGUCAGAGCUCACCCUCUGCAGGUGGAGGCGAGUCCUCAGGUCUCAGCAGAGCGGGGAUCAGCUCUGAGUCUGACAUGCAAGGCUUCUGGCUGUCUCCACACUCCCACCCUCACCUGGAGGAGGACUGACCUGCACCACACUGUCCUCCAGAGGACCUGGCAUCAGGAUGGACUGUCUCUGCUCCACCUGCAGGAUCUGGAUCUCCAUGAUAGGGGUGAAUACAGCUGUCAGGCCGAGUGUGACUCCGUCAUCAGGACCAGAAACAUCCAGGUCCACGUCUAUUCGUUUCCAUCUGAUCCCAUACUGGAGGAUCCUGGCCCUGUCCUGCUGGGCCAAGAGGCAGUCUUUCACUGCGAUGUCAUUAAUGCCUUCUCAGCCAAUCAGCUGAGAAUCCGGUGGCUUUUGGGAAACACAACGGUGACGGUAGAGUCAUUCAGGUUCUCCAGUGUUUUACAGAACGUCUCUUCUACUCUUCAGCACCGGGUUGAUGAGGAUCAGCAGGUGUUGACCUGCAGCGCAGAGCUACUGACAGAAGACCAAGACUUGUGGAGGUCCAGGAGGACCAGCGUCCCUCUGCAGGUCCACUAUCAUCCAAGGAAUACAUCACUGUUAAUUAGGCCAGGUGAGGAGGUGGUGGAGGGUCAUCAGGUGACAUUUAGCUGUCAUUCAGACGGAGCUCCAGCCCCAACACUGGUGCUGAGCAGAAAUGGGACAGAGCUUCAGAGAAUUAAACCAUCCUCCUCAUCCUCACUGACCUUCAGCCUCUCCUCCAUCCUGCUGGAACACUCUGAUCUUUACCAGUGUGAAGCCUCCAACCAGUAUGGAUCUGAACUGGCCUCUCACUUCAUCACUGUCAAAGCUCCUCCAAGGAACACCACAGUCCGCAUCCUGCCAUCUACAAUGGUCCAGGAGGGACAAAAUGUCACUGUUUGCUGCCAAACCAUCAGCUUCCCACCAUCAGCUGUGAUUCUCAAGAAAAUGACCAAUGGCACAGAGUUAUAUUCUACCAAUGGAACUUUCGUAUUGGUCAAUGUCACAGCCAAAGACUCUGGGCUAUACCAGGUCAAUGUGACCAACGACCUUGGGUACCAGGUCAAAAUCUUCAACAUCAGUGUCAGAGAGAGAAAAUCCAAACUUCCCUCCAGUCUCAGCAUCAUCAUCAUCCCAGCUGUCUGCAUUGCCACUGUGCUAGCAGCUUCUGCUCUGUUUCUCGACUACUUAAGGAGAUCCAGGAAGAAAGGCUUUUAUCAACUACCCCAGUCUGCUCCACCUUCAGCCUGAGGCCGACACUGGGCAAGAAGGCUCAUGGUUCAUGUGGCUACCAAGUUUCAACAUGUAGCUUCAAAGUCCCAUCUGAACACGUUGCUGCCAAAUUCUAAAAAUGUGACUACCAUGUCCCUAAAAUUUGGAUGAUGCGUCCUUGAAUGUGGCUACUACAGGACAUGAUCUCACCAUAUGCUUUGUGCUUUUAAACAUAUGGCUUUGAUAUUCCAAGAUAUGACCAUCUUGCCGGUAUAUGUGGCUAGCAAAUUACAUCAUGUAGCUUCAGUAUCCCAUUUUGUAUCUACCAUAUCCCAGCUACACAAUAGCACUGACAAAUAUAUGGCUAUUAUUUUCGAACAUGUUCAGCUCAGCAUGCAGGUACCAUGACCUGGUACCUGCAGCUCUUAAUAAGAACAUGUGGCUAUCAUGUCCUUACAUAUGGGUAACAGCUUCCAUCACCUGGCUGUCACGUAUAACUACCACCUCUGCAUAUGUGUUUUACAGUACAUGGCCCUACCACAUCCCACUAUAUACAUAUAAGCUUCAUGACACGUGGCCACGUUGUAACAUGUGACUUUGAUAUCCUAAUGUGUGACCACCACUUCUAAUAUCGUGUUGUGUGGUAAUCAUCUUCAGCGAUGUGGUUGCAACAUCCUAACCUAGCAUUUCCAAAAUGUGAUUGCCACCUUUUAACAUUUUACUUCCACUUCUCAUAAUCCCAAUAUGUUUUAAGUCUCUGAUACUCCCUAAUAUCCCAACAUGAUGCAAGUACCGUACAGUGUCUGCCAACAAGCAACUGCAGCAACACAACAUGUGGUUACUGUCACCAUAAUGCGAAGACUACUGCUUCCCAGCUUGCGGAUACCAAACCUUAUCCUAUCCUAUCUUUUGGAUAUUGUGACUACUACCUCCUGAUACAGUAUAUGGUUAUCAUUUUUCAGCAUGUGGCUUGCUACUUUUUCAACCCGGUCCAAAAAUCUACCUACUACUUCCCAACUCAUGGCUGCCAAGUUUUAAAUGUGACUCUGUUAUUCCAACACGUGAAUAACAUCCAUGGCACUAAUCAACAAGUCUGCAAGAGUCCAGCUGGAAAAAUAACAACUGCCUAUUGCUCAAUAAUGUCCACUGUCAGCUUCCAGCAGCUUUGUAUUCUCUCUUCUCCAGGGUCUGCUGAGUUAGUGACUUUUCAGCCACUAUGAACUCUGACUUUCCUUUCAGUGAAAAGCCUCUUUAACUGCUCAACUUGAAGAUUCAAAUAGAAAGCAGAAAUGUUGCUUUUAACCCAUGAGCUUACAGACUGUUGUCCUUCUGUCUGUGGGAAAAAGACUUAAACAUUCAGACUGACACAGUUAGUUGAACUCCUCUAAAACGUUUCACAAUCUUCACCUUCCUCAGAUCUUUUGGUUUGGUAUUGCUGCACACUUGGCGUUAAUGCUGAAUUACCUGCUGGGUUAUACAGUGUAUCACAAAAGUGAGUACACCCGUCACAUGUCUGCAUAUAUUUAAGUAUAUCUUUUCAUGGGACAACACUGAGAAAAUGACACUUUGACA